Pestalotiopsis fici W106-1 is the source of this 5595-nucleotide messenger RNA. RefSeq lists its product as uncharacterized. Bases 1 to 5595 code for a protein of 1864 amino acids. Gene Ontology annotation, molecular function: protein binding. The transcript has a single exon. NCBI's taxonomy places the organism in Eukaryota, Fungi, Ascomycota, Sordariomycetes, Amphisphaeriales, Sporocadaceae. The record is from RefSeq and is a predicted model, not a curated record.
AUGCCAGGAUUGAUCGAGAGCUCGAACAUGGAGCACAUGUCGCUGCAGGACCGGCGGCAACGCCGACUGGAGCAUCUCGGCACGGAAUGGGGCUUGGACAUGUCGCCGUUACCGUCGCCCCCGGUGCGGCCGGGUCAUCCUCCGUCAGUAGCGACGCAAAAUGACUACGCUUUUGCCGAGGACCUGCUCAGGCAUCAACGGGCGGCAGAACAGGCACAGCAGACCAAGGGGGGCCUUUCACGGGCCUUUACGACCAAGAAGAAGACGUGGGAGUACAAGGAGAUCUAUAGCGCCCUCGUCAAUCAUGUCGCAAAUCGCGGCCCGCCCGGUGUGGCAGAAGCGCUCGUCAAUAUGCUCAGCCAAGUUGGUGGUAACGUGAACCUAGCACAGAAAACUACUCGACCAAGUCUGUUGUCGCGGCGAAAGAGUCUAGACCUUGCAGAACGCAGCCAAGUCCUACAAAAGGCGGUGGCAAAUCGCCACAAAGAAAUGGUCCAAGUCUUAUUACCAUUUGCUGAUGCUCUCAGCCUGGACACGGCCUUGCCCAUUGCGAUGCGUAACCAAGAUUUCGAAAUUGUUGAGAUGCUGAUUCAGUACGGCGCAAAUGCCGCUCACACAGCCGAAGGACAGGAUGCAUUUCGGGCUGCGUGCGGCACUGGAAAUCAGGCGGAAAUGAUUGCCAUGAUAUUAUCAUCUGACGGACGGCCGGACGAAACGUGGAUCUCUCAGUCCAUGGUUGAAGCCGCCAGGGCUGGAUGCUUAGACACAGUCCUAGCCUUGAGCCAGUCUACUGCCGAUGGUAAUUACGAUGCGGCAGCGGCAUUGAAAGCCGCAGUAUCUCUGGGACGACGCGAUAUAGCUUUGGCUUUGAUACUCGGCUGCAAACCGCCUGGACAGAUUGGACUUAACGAAGCCUUUGACCAGCUCAUGGCUCACCAAAAUAUCACCCCAAACGAGAAACUCGCUAUGGUCGAGGUCUUACUUUGUGCUGGUGCAGGAGGUGAUCCGGUCGCUCGGGCUUUAGUACAGGCAAGUGCUACCGAUUUCAUCGAGAUGGUGCACAUGCUCGUGUCGUAUGGUGCAUCGAUUGAUCACCAAGAUGCCCGGGCUCUGCGGAAAGCGGUAUCUGCCGGCAGAGUCGACCUUGUCGACAUAAUGCUGAGUGGAGAUACACAGCUGAGCCCGAUACACGCGUCUGAAGCUGUGAGUCUCAUGCCACAGCAGAUCAGAUUCGAAGACAGAUAUGCUCUCUUGAAAUUGUUAUUACAAAAAGGCGCGGCCGGCUUACCGCUGGACGAGGCUUUGAUAAAUGUGACUGAAUUAGGAGAUGUCGAAGCUGCAAAAUUACUGCUGACGCCCAUUUUCCCCGGAGGCAAAAUUGUUGGCAACAAAGAUCUCAAGAGAGGCCCCCGAAGUAUGGUCUUUGAGGGACAUGCUGUCGCUUCCACGGAUCAUAAGGGGGGCUUGGCUCUACAGCUCGCCGUCAAGAACCGCAUCAUUCCAAUUGCCAAGCUGAUACUCACCGCCGAGAAAAGGCCGUCAAACGAAGCCAUGGCGGAAGUGUAUCCGAGUGUACGAACUCUACCACGACUCGAACGAUAUCAAAUGACUGAAGCGUUUCUUGCUGCUGGGCUGUCGGGUCCUUGUGUGCAUUCUGCACUCCAGAACGCCAUCGACGAAACACCACCACACCGCGACGAGAGGCUCAUUGCGCUGCUGUUGCGCUCAAAUGCGGAUGUGAACUUCAACGAGGGUGCCGGUAUCACAGCUGCAAUUGCACAGAAAGACGUCAGUCUUCUGCAUAGGUUGUUGAAGAGUAAUCCAACACCUCAAAUCGCAGCAAAGGCAUUGCCCAGAGCCAUGGAGGUACAAGAUCCGGUUAAAAGGGGCCAAAUGGUCGGCAUGCUCAUUGACGCCGGGGCAUCGCAAGGUGGACCAGAAAUCUCAACGGCACUGGCAACUCUGCUCCAAUCGACGUCCGUAGACAAGAAUCUUGUGGUGACAUUAAUGCAGCGAGGUCGGGCAGAUAUUAACGCCAACAACGGCAGCGCACUCGUGUAUGCCGUUCAAAGCACCGAUCCAGAAUUGCUCCAAAUGGUGCUCGACCUUAGUCAACCAACACAAGAAACGCUACAUAUUGCCAUGAUCGCCCUCGGCCGAUUCGCCUCGAUUCCAACAAAGGCCGAAAAACUCGACAUGUUGUUAAAGAGAGUGUCAUCAAAGGAUUCACUGAGCCAGUUGCUAAUAGACGAAGUACAAAGUGUUCUCAGAACACCACCUUCCCAGAGAGUCCUUUCUGUGCUGAAAACGCUGCUGGCAAAUGGCGCCAACGUCAAUGCAAAGGACGGCGAAGCAUUGCAGAGGGCAGUCGGCGCGGCGAACGGGCCCAUGGUAGACCUCCUUUUCUCAGCAAAACCUAACCCGCGCGCCCUUGCCUGGGCUAUGCCUCAUGCCCUGCGUAUCAAGGAUGCUAUGGACCGGAUAGCCUUCGCACAAAAGAUUAUUCAGGGAGGCAUUGCAUCAAGCGAAGUUAAUAGAGCGCUGAUGUUUGCCGUCCAAACGUAUCCUGAUGAUAUCCCUCUGAUCAACCUAUUGCUAUCUCAUGCUGAUGCCAAGGAUGGUGUUGCCCUCAUCAAAGCCAUUGAGAUGGAGAAGCAGGAUAUUGUGGAUCUUAUCCUCAACAAGAAAAAGAGAAGCUUCUCGGUCGACAUCCUAAACAAAGCAUUUACACAUGCCACAAAAGCUCGGGACCAAAGAGCGCGCAGCAUGUCCGCGAGCAGCUUGCUGCAGGCCGGUGCUUCUGGCGAGGUGGUUUCUGACGCACUGUUAGCUGCAGCCACUGAUGGCGAUCUCGACUUUGGCACGAUUCUUGUUCGUAACGGUGGAAGUGUCGAACACAAAGAUGGCCAAGCCAUAAUCGAGGCCUGCCGUUCAGGAUCUGCGGAUGUGUUAGGCAUGCUUUUAUCAGGUGACGUGAAUAUUAGCCAGCAGACCUUGCAAAAGGGCUUUCAAGCUGCCACAGAAAUAUCAGAUCUUGCAGUCAGAGCUGCCAUCUUGAAGCUCCUGUUACAGCACGGAGUGACUGGCGAUGUUGUUGACAUGCAGUUGGUAUCAGCAGAAAGAUUCGGCGACAACGGAUCGAAUCUGGUUCGACUUCUUCUCGUCUAUGGAGCGAGUCCCGACUACAACGAAGGCGAAGCCAUCGUGAAGGCCACAAAGAGCGCCUUUCUAGACAACUUGAAGAUGCUGUUAUGUAUCGAAGAGGUUGGUGGAAAGCAAAAGAAGCCUUCGUCGCACACACUACUGCGCGCAAUGGAUGCAUGCUGGAGUCUUAGUAGGGAUACGCGGUUCCUUGUGCUCGAAUGGAUAUUCCAGGCAGGAAAGCCUGUUCCCAAUGCUGUCCACCUGGCUUUAACCAAAGCUGUCAAUGAAGAGAACCCCGAAGAAAGAAUCAUUCAAUUAUUGGUCGCCAACAGAGCUUCACCGACUGCAAAUGGUUGUCAGACGUUGAUUGAUGCCACACGGACGUUGUCAGCGUCUCAAUUCUCCCAACUUUUAGAAUCAAAGAUUACCCCCGAGGAGGCCUCACUUGCUUUUGGCAAGGCAUUUGUACCUGCCCAUGCUCAAUCCUGGUUAUCCGACAGGGGCCUCGAGAUUGCUCGUUGUCUAUUGAGAAAGGGUGCAUCCGGAGACGCAGUGGGAUCUGCGCUUGUCGCAGUCCUCGGCGCACAUGCGGAAAGCCCUGGAGAUAUUGCCGACAACUUUGUCGAACUGUUGCUCAAGUAUGAUGCAGAUAUCAACUACAAUCAUGGUGAAGGUCUACGUAACGUGGCCUCACAAGGAAAUCCUGUCCUUUUGAGAAGGCUGCUGCAAGAGAAGCCGAAUUCCGAGUCAUUGACUCUUGCGUUUCCUCAAGUCUUUGAUGCUCACGCUAGAGAAGAUGAAGUGCUAGAGCUCGUUGAAUUAUUCGUUGAGUACCAUGAUGACGGCAACCAGAUAGACACCAUGUUUGCCGAUCCUGAGUCUGAGCCGGUGAUUAUCCGGGCCUUGUCACAGUUCCCUAGGUCGACGAAGCUGUUGCAGGCUUUACUUGAUAUUGGCUACUACCACGAUCAGAUGACCAGUGCCAGAGUCUUGCCUGAGAUAGAUGAGGAAGAGCAGGUCAAUCUGAUCACUUGGACGCUACUGCAGCCACAGAAGAAAAUUAGCACUGGCGUUAUUGAAAUGCUCAUUGAUCGAGGGGCAAAAGUCAACUACGAGACGCGACUGAGCCGAAUCAGUCCCUUGAUGCUAGCAAUCCAGACACGACGACCGGACCUAGUCAAAUCACUCCUGCUUGCUGGUGCAGAGGUUGAUGUUUGCGACGCCAUGGGAAGAUCGCCGCUAUCAAUGGCCUCGGCAAUAGGUGGAGACCUUGCCAUUUCCAUGAUGUCCAACCUUCUUGCGGCUGGUGCGUCUAGAAAUGACGGCUCGCUACAUAAUGCUGCGAGGGAACUCAACUUGCAGGCGAUGCAGAUAUUGAUGGAAUACAAGCACGACCCCGACUUUCCAAGCCCAAGCCCAGAGCACAAUGGACGUAGUGCCUUGGGCGAGUUGUGCCUCCACGCUGCCGACUCGGGCGAGAUUACAGCUAUGCGCGAGAAAGCCAUGGAGAAGUGCAUAAAUUUUCUUCUCCAAGAGUCCGACAUCACCAUACAGUCUGAAGGAAAAUCAGUGCUUCUUCUUGCCUUGGAAUCGAAAGACCCGAUAACGACAACCAAGGUCCUUCUCCGCGCAGACAUGUGGAAAUUCAUCAACAAGCCCUUCAAUCAGUUCACUGAUGGCAAGUACACGUACUCGCCUACGCAAUACGUCUCUCGCGUGCUGCCUCAGACUGAUGCCACGCCGGAGCUGUUGAAGUUAUUGAAGGCGAACCGAGGGGCCGAUGUCUAUUACGCCACCUCUGGUGACCAACCAGAAGACGCAGUUGGAAUGCCAGUGUUUCUACAAGAUCAAGAGGCAGAACGACAGGCCCGCCUUCAGCGUCAGCGCCGUGAAGAUGAAGAGCACCUCCUUGCAAUCAAUCGUUCCAAGGAGCUUGCAGCUGUACAAGCUCAAAUUUGGGCCAAUCAAGCCGAGCUCGAGGACGCUAGAAGAAAACGAUCGCAUCAGUCGGACCUGUCUGCGAUACAAGACAAGGCACGCCUUGAGGAUGAACUGUUUGCACGAACACUUGCUCAGCAGAGAGCGAAACAGAGCGCCGAAGUGUCACACCAGCAGGCGUUGACCGAAGCAUCGCGCCGCCGGGUGCAGGAGCUUGGUGACGCAGAGCUGGCCCACGAGACACAAAAACAGCAGAGGAUGUUGGAGUGGGAGAGAGAUUUGGGUAACGAGAGGGUCGGCAAUGCGAACCAGCUCAGUAGUAUCAGAUUGAGAGAACGAGAGGAGACUGAAAGGAUGGACUUUGCUGCCGACGAACGGUUCCAAAAGAGGAUCAAGGAACAGAAGAGGCUGGUCGACAGUCAGAGCCACCUUGCUGCAAGUCUAGGUGGAGGCCCGAACGCCAGAAGACAAAUACCAGGGCCGUCUGGAUACAUUACAGGGGAGGUCCAGUGA